AUGUCCUCACGCCGAACCUAUUCGUCCUCGAGGGUGGAAGCCCGGCCGGCCGAACGCAACCGCAUCUAUGCUACACCUCCUCCACCUCCACCAGAGCCAUACCACGGCCGGCAGUUUGAGAGGGCCAUGGUUCAGGAAGAGUAUUGGAAUUCCCGGGGUUCGACUCAAGUUUGGGAUCCGUUGAAAGAAAUGGACUCCGUGGCUGCUCGACCAGACACUUAUGGCCGAGCCCAUACCAUAUGUCACGAGUCUAGAUUGGAACAUGAAUACAGCGACCCUUACAAGAAGCGUCCACAACCAUAUACAGCCCGUGCAGACGCUGACUACAAGGCCUAUAAACGUCCCUCAGAGGGCCAUCGUGUUAUAUCACAACAAGUACACAGUUACAAGCAAACACCAGUAGGGAGAAAUGUCUCCCCCCACGAAUACCAUCGCGACAGCCUCCUAGAGGGGAAACGCCUUGCGAGGGAGGGCCGUAAUAUGGCAAACAUAGCUGCGCAAUCUCGAACGGGCUUCGAGCAAAAGUACCCGCAGGCAUACGAGGACCGUGAAGCAAUCAAGAAGCACGCUCACCAAGGACUUAGCCAGAAACGGUCUGCUGGAAAUUACAGAGAUGAUGACACUUAUAUAGAUGGAAGGUUGGCAGCCUGGGAGAAACAGAUGGAGCGUCGAGGCAGACAUUACACAUGA
Talaromyces rugulosus is the source of this 690-nucleotide messenger RNA. RefSeq lists its product as uncharacterized. The record is from RefSeq and is a predicted model, not a curated record. Bases 1 to 690 code for a protein of 229 amino acids. Lineage: Eukaryota; Fungi; Ascomycota; Eurotiomycetes; Eurotiales; Trichocomaceae. The transcript has 2 exons.